Vicia faba (fava bean) is the source of this 429-nucleotide messenger RNA. NCBI's taxonomy places the organism in Eukaryota, Viridiplantae, Streptophyta, Magnoliopsida, Fabales, Fabaceae. The record is from the annotation of a GenBank genome assembly.
AUGGAGGAGUAUGAAAAACAGCUUGCCCUAAGAUUAUCACAGCAUCCUGAACAUACACCACAUCCGUCGGGAUUUCCCACUGAUCCUAGUCUGAGUUUUCAGACUUGGUAUGAUGUAUCUUGCGGGAAGAGAAAAAAUGGGAGAGUGUAUGGUGUUGGAGGUCUCGCCAAAACAAUCUGGCAGCGUGAUAGGAGUUUCAGAAUGCAAAUUGCUUAUGGUGAAGGAUCAUUGACUCAACCUUCACUUACCCCAGACAUGAUGGAAACUGUGAGAUCAUUAGCGCACUCUAAGACUGCCUGUGAAGUGGAAGCGAGAAAUGCUGAAAUAGAAGAAUUGAAGAAGAGACAAAGAGAAAUGGAGGAAGAAAUGAGAAGAAAAAUUAGAGAAUAUGAGGAAUCUAUGCGUAUUUUUCAACAGUUUAUGCAAUAA